Molecule: messenger RNA, 3725 nt
Organism: Linum trigynum
Lineage: Eukaryota; Viridiplantae; Streptophyta; Magnoliopsida; Malpighiales; Linaceae
Source: the annotation of a GenBank genome assembly
UUUAGAAAGUGGUUUCACUUGGCCAUUUUCUAGAGUGACAGUAGGAGUGAGUCAGCGGCCCAAGCUCUCAGUCUACGGGACUUUAUCAAAGACCUAGGCCUACAUGACCUAGGUUACCAAGGGAUCAGUUUACAUGGGCAAACAAACGAAUGGGCUCUGCUUGUAUCAGGGAGCGUUUGGAUAUGGCUCUAUGCCCCCAAUCUUGGGUUGAUAGCUUCCCAGAAAUCCUGGUUAAGCAUUUUACGGAUCAGGUUUCGGAUCAUCGUGCUCUCCUACUCUCCGAUAAAGCUUACAUUCGCAAUAGUCAUCCCCUUUUCCGUUUCGAUGCCCGCUGGGCUGAUAACCCGGAAGUCAAGGCUAUGGUGACCUAUGUCUGGCAAGAGGAUAUUCCGGGGACCCCUAUGUUCCGUCUUUGGGAACGUCUUAAACGACUACGCCACUUGCUCUAUGAUUGGAGUAGGGCUGUUACUACAAACUCCCUGCGUAACGUCAAAGCUCUCUAGGCAGAAAUUGAUCGGAUCAAACUGACUCACCCUAUUGACUGGGAUACGAUAAGGGGUCUGGAGACAGAGCUUAAUCGCUAAUGGGAGGCCGAGGAGGUCUAGUGGCAGCAAAAGUCGCGGGUCCGAUGGUUAAAAAAGGGGGAUAAAAAUAGUGCUUAUUUCCAUACAGUUACGAGAGCUCGUCGUAAAAGAAACUUUAUUUCUGGCUUUCGUGCUGAAAAUGACAUGUGGAUUACGGAGGAGACUGGGAAGGCGGCCAUUGCCACUGGUUUUUACCAUACUCUCUUUACGUCGGAAUCUCAAGUUCCGAAUAUGGCAGACAAGGUGGCAGCUCUCCCCAUCCCUAGUAAUGUUACACCAGAAAUGAAUGCUAGUCUGACGGCUGAGGUUCAAUCUGAGGAGAUUCGAAGAACAAUUUUCUCGAUGGGGUCUAAGCAAGCUCCGGGAUCUGAUGAAUUCACGGGCAAAUUCUUUAAAGCUUUCUGGGACAUUGUGGGGGAGUCGGUAGUUGCAGUUGUAUGUUCGUUCUUUUUAACGGGAAGGAUGCUCCGCAGCUUUAACCACACAUGGCUUACCUUAAUCCCCAAAGUGGAUACGGUGGAGACAAUGAAACAGCUAUGUUCGAUCAGUCUAUGCCAGUUUGUAUAUAAAAUUAUAACCAAGAUCAUGGCAAAACGGCUGGCCUGUCUCCUCCCCCAGAUCAUUUCGGAAGGCCAGAAUGCAUUCAUUAGGAAAGGGUACAUGGCUCUAAAGGUUGACAUGGAAAAGGCCUAUGAUAGAGUCGAAUGGCCUCUUCUUCUUGCAGUUUUGGAUAAGAUGGGCAUUAAUUCGGUAUGGCAAGGAUGGGUCCUGAAGUGUCUCCGGUCUUCAUCUUUCACGGUCCAUAUGAAUGGUACCCCGUCGAGCUACUUUUCUCCUUCCGGGGGACUUUGGCAGGGAGAUCCGCUAUCCCCCCUCCUAUUUGUGCUCUGCACGGAGGGAUUUGCGGCUCUCCUAAGCAAGCCAUUUCCGAGCGGAAGCUGCAGGGAGUCAAAGUGGUGCCAUGUGCCCAGAAUUUUCCACCUUUUUUUUGCUGAUGAUUCUUACUUAUUUCGGCGAGACAAUCUUCAGGAAUGUGAGAAUCUGAUCGAGGUCUUAAAAGAAUAUGAGGAGCAUAGUGGCCAACGUGUAAAUCUAGCAAAAUCGGCAGUUUUCUUUAGCAAAAAUAUUGCACUGCCCGACCAGGAUUUAUGGGCUGCGAUUCUGGGGGUAAGGGCGGUGGGUGUCCACGAUAAAUACCUUAGUUUGCCUAAGCUAAUUGCCCGGUCUAAAAUGGCUACAUUUCGCUAUUUAGAGGAGAAGUUACUAAAAAGGCCCAUGGAAAUUCUGAUUAAGUCCAUUACCUUAGCUCCCUGCAUGUGAUGUCCUGCUUAGGCUUCCUCUUUCUUUAUGUCGUCUGUUGGAUAGACAUGUGGCUCAAUUUUGGUGGGGAGCCGAGGCAGGUCAUUCGAAGAUUCGAUGGGUGUCCUGGCGAAAUAUGUGCAGGAGUAAGCAUGAGGGGGGAUGGGUUUUCGCCGAUUUGAGCACUUCAACCAGGUCCUAUUGGCUAAAAUUGGGUGGCGGAUUCUCUCGGAACCCCAGUCUCUUCUGGCCCAGGUUUAUAAGGGGAAAUACUUCCCGACUAGGACCUUCCUCACAGCUAAGGCUCGUUCUCGCCUGUCAUGGGGCUGGCAAAGCAUCCUGUUUGGGAGACAGCUGUUGGAGAUGGGCUUACGAUGGCAAAUUGGCAAUGGUCGAUCCGCGUCUUUACUCCAUUCUAAUUGGAUUCCUCGUCUCCAGCUGGAUCCUCCUCAAUACAACCCUCAGGUGCUGCCUGAGGGGGGCACCCGUUGGUUGCGGAGGUAAUUAGACCAGGGGAGGGGCAUUGGUGCGACCUUAAACUCUGCCAAUGGUUCAACCCGCCUACCUGUCGUGCAAUUAAGGCCAUUCCCCUCACGCGUCAGGAUGUAGAAGAUCGGUUGAUAUGGCAUGAUACUUCAGAUGGGGUGUUCUCGGUCAAGUCGGUCUAUCACUUAGCGGUCUCGUUAGACAAAAGGAGGGGUGGUUGGAAGUCUACCGCUAGCUGGAUGGAUAAGGCUAGUUGGAUUCGUUUGUGGGAGGCAGACAUUCCCCCCAAGCUGAAAGUAUUUGUUUGGCAGAUCCUGAACCGUGCCCUGCCAACUAUGGAGGCCCUAAUAGAGAAGAAGGUUGAUGUGCACCCCCGGUGUCCGGUUUGCUGGGAUAGUUCUGAGACUAUGGAACACUUGUUUCUCUAUUGCCCGGUGGCUCGUGCCCUCUGGGGUUACUCUGGCCUGGACUAUCUGGGGGAAGGAUUGCCUCGUCAAACAUUCCCACUAUUUCUUAAAAAAAGUUGUUGGCCUUGCUACAUCAGCCAUCGUUGUUCAUGGAGGUUGUUGUCAUCCUUUGGCGAAUCUGGCGAUCUCGUAACUGGGUUGUCUUUGAAGGCAAACAGUUUGGGGUCCAGGUCUUAAUGCGACAGUUUAUUCAGCAAUAUGAGGAAUGGGUCAGCUUGUCGAAGAGCUCCGUCCUGCAUCCUCCUCCCUCUGAGCCUUCACACCAGGAUACAGUUGGUGCCCCGCGUUUUGUCUGUAUAUGGGAUGGAGCCAGAAGGAGUGGGUCGCACUCGACCGGGGGCAUGUUUAUUCUUAGUCCAGCAAGGCCGGUUCUUAUGGCAAAGGGGGUCCACUUCCUGGUCAUAGAUGACCCAAUGAUGGUCCAAUUACUUAGCCUCCGUGAGGCGAUUAUGUGGUGCCUAGGGCAGGGCCUCCUGGAUGUACGCUUUGAGGGGGAUGCAAAAGUGGUUAUUGAUAAAAUCAAACUUCGUGACACCAAUGAUAGUGUGGGGGUGGGGGGGGGGGGGGGGGCAUUAUUGCGGAGAUAGCACUUUGUUUUGCCUCUCACCCUGGGUUUAGUAUUCGAUUUGUAGGUCGGCGUAGUAUUAGGGUAGCCCAUUCGGUGGCUAGAAAGGCCCUUUCAUUGUACCUGACUAUGAGUCGUUCCUUUGAUUUCCAUGCCUGACUGAAUUCUAGGAUGUAACGACCUAUUUUGUUGAAUUAAUGAAUGAUCCUUUUGUAAAAAAAAAAGAUACAAGUUCAGAUUGUACAAUAAGAGAAUUUGUACAAGUUCGGUUUGUACCAUAGAGAAAUUUACACAAAAAAUUAGAAAUACAAACUGAAUUUGUAU